Molecule: messenger RNA, 879 nt
Organism: Effrenium voratum
Lineage: Eukaryota; Dinophyceae; Suessiales; Symbiodiniaceae
Source: the annotation of a GenBank genome assembly
AUGAGCAAGAACGCCAACGAUGGGCCCAUCUGCACCUUCACCAAGGGAGCCCUGACCGGGUUCAUCGAGGCCAUCAUUUGCUACCCCACGGAGUUUGUGAAGACGCAGUUGCAGCUUCAGUCUAAAAGCAGCCCGGAGUACACGGGCAUGCUGGACUGCGCCAAGAAGACUGUGGCGGCCCACGGGCCUCAGGGCCUCUACCGGGGCGCCCUGCCAUUGAUCCUCGGCUCCUCGGGCAAGCAGGCGGCCCGGUGGACGGGGUACGAGACCACCGCCAACGCCCUGAAGGAUGAGCAGGGCAAGCUCACCAUCCCCAAGCGCAUGCUGGCGGGCGCCUGCGGCGGCGUCUCGGAGGCGAUCUUCGCUGUGACGCCCAUCGAGACCUUGAAGACCAGAGUCACGGAUGACAUGCGCCGCGGCACCAAGAACUACACCGGGUCCUUCGAUGCGGUGAUGAAGAUCUUGAAGAACGAGGGCCCGGCGGGCUUGUACAUGGGCCUGGUGCCCACCAUCGCCAAGCAGGCCACGAACCAGGCGGUAAGAUUCCCGGUGCAGUUCUACGCGAAGCAGUAUCUCACAGGAGGGGACAAGAGCCUGGACGCCAACCCCCUCUACAACGGCACCGCGGGCGCCUUUGCGGGCGCUGUGUCGGUGCUUUGCACCAUGCCCCAGGACACUGUGAAGACCAGAAUGCAGGGAGAGGAGGCCAAGAAACUCUACAAGAGCACCAUGGACUGCGCGAUGCAGAUCAUGAAGAAUGAGGGCCCCAUGUUCUUCUACUCGGGCACUUGGCCGCGCAUGAUCCGAGUAUCCCUGGAUGUGGGCAUCACCUUUGCCAUCUUCCCAGUCCUCGGCAAGCUGAUCUCCUUCCCCUACUGA